AUGGCGGCCUCGGCGGCAGCGGCCUCCGCGGCGGCGGCGACAGCCGCCUCGAGCAGCCCAGGUCCGGGCGAAGGCUCGGCGGGUGGCGAGAAACGCGCCCCCGCUGCGGCCGCGGCCGCAACUUCGACUGCGGCCUCGGCCUCGGCCUCGGCCUCCGCCUCCGCCUCGGCGUCGUCGCCCGCUGGGGGCGGCGGCGGCGAGGCACUGGAGCUGCUGGAGAACUGCGGCGUGUGCCGGGAGCGUCUGCGGCCCGAGAGGGAACCGCGCCUGCUGCCUUGCCUGCACUCGGCCUGCAGCGCCUGCCUCGGGCCCCCGGCGCCAUCCACCGCCAACAGCUCGGGGGAGGCCGGGGCGGCGGGCGACGGGGCCGUCGUGGACUGUCCUGUGUGCAAACAGCAAUGUUUCUCAAAAGACAUUGUGGAGAAUUAUUUCAUGCGCGACAGUGGCAGCAAGGCUCCCACUGACUCCCAGGAUGCGAAUCAGUGCUGCACCAGCUGUGAGGAUAACGCCCCAGCUACCAGCUACUGUGUGGAGUGCUCCGAGCCGCUGUGUGAGACUUGUGUGGAGGCACACCAGAGGGUGAAGUACACCAAGGACCACACUGUGCGCUCCACUGGGCCAGCCAAGUCCCGAGAUGGUGAACGCACAGUGUAUUGCAAUGUGCACAAGCAUGAGCCCCUCGUACUGUUCUGCGAGAGCUGCGACACCCUCACUUGCCGGGACUGCCAGCUCAAUGCUCACAAGGACCACCAAUACCAGUUCCUGGAGGAUGCAGUGAGGAACCAGCGCAAGCUCUUGGCCUCACUGGUGAAGCGUCUUGGGGACAAGCACGCAACACUGCAGAAGAACACCAAGGAGGUUCGCAGCUCGAUUCGCCAAGUGUCCGACGUGCAGAAGCGUGUACAGGUGGAUGUUAAGAUGGCCAUUUUGCAGAUCAUGAAGGAACUGAACAAGCGAGGCCGAGUGCUGGUCAAUGAUGCCCAGAAGGUGACUGAGGGGCAGCAGGAGCGCCUGGAGCGGCAGCACUGGACCAUGACUAAGAUUCAGAAGCACCAGGAGCACAUCUUGCGCUUUGCCUCCUGGGCCCUGGAGAGUGACAACAACACAGCUCUCCUGCUCUCCAAGAAGUUGAUCUACUUCCAGUUACACCGUGCCCUAAAGAUGAUCGUGGACCCUGUGGAACCCCAGGGCGAGAUGAAGUUCCAGUGGGACCUCAACGCCUGGACCAAGAGCGCUGAGGCCUUCGGCAAGAUUGUGGCAGAGCGUCCUGGCACCAACUCAACAGGCCCUGCGCCCAUGGCCCCUCCACGGGCUCCAGGGCCUUUGAGCAAGCAGGGUUCUGGCAGCAGUCAGCCCAUGGAUGUGCAGGAAGGCUAUGGCUACAUGUCAGAUGAUCCUUACCUGAGUGCGGAGCCCCAUGUGUCAGGCAUGAAACGGUCCCGCUCAGGUGAGGGUGAAGUGAGUGGCCUCAUGCGAAAGGUACCCCGGGUGAGCCUUGAGCGCCUGGAUCUUGACCUCACGGCUGACAGCCAGCCGCCAGUCUUCAAGGUCUUCCCAGGCAGCACCACCGAGGAUUACAACUUGAUUGUUAUUGAGCGUGGGGCUGCAGCUGCUGCUGCUGGACAGCCUGGGACUGUACCUGGAGCCACCGGUGUCCAGCCCCUGCCAGGCAUGGCCAUUGUUAAGGAGGAGGAGACAGAGGCCGCCAUUGGAGCCCCACCUGCUGCCACUGAGGGCCCUGAAACCAAGCCUGUGCUGAUGGCCCUGGCAGAGGGUCCUGGUGCUGAGGGCCCCCGCCUGGUCUCACCCAGUGGCAGCACCAGUUCUGGCCUGGAGGUUGUGGCUCCGGAGGGCACCUCAGCCCCAGCUGGUGGCCCGGGUGCCCUGGAUGACAGUGCCACCAUCUGCCGUGUGUGUCAGAAGCCAGGUGACCUGGUCAUGUGCAACCAGUGCGAGUUCUGCUUCCACCUGGACUGCCACCUGCCGGCCCUGCAGGAUGUGCCAGGGGAGGAGUGGAGCUGCUCACUCUGCCACGUCCUCCCUGACCUGAAGGAGGAGGAUGGCAGCCUGAGCCUGGAUGGUGGUGACAGCAGUGGUGUGGUGGCCAAGCUUUCCCCAGCCAACCAGCAGAAGUGUGAGCGUGUCCUGCUGGCACUGUUCUGCCAUGAGCCAUGCCGGCCCCUGCACCAGCUGGCAACUGACUCCAGCUUUUCUGUGGAUCAGCCUGGUGGUACUUUGGACCUGACCCUGAUUCGCGCCCGUCUCCAGGAGAAGUUGUCACCCCCCUACAGCUCUCCUCAAGAGUUUGCCCAGGAUGUGGGCCGUAUGUUCAAGCAGUUCAACAAGCUGACAGAGGACAAGGCAGAUGUCCAGUCAAUCAUUGGCCUGCAGCGCUUCUUUGAGACUCGCAUGAAUGAGGCCUUUGGUGACACCAAGUUUUCUGCUGUGCUGGUGGAGCCUCCGCCACUGAGCCUUCCUGGUGCCAGCCUGAGUGCCCAGGAGCUGUCCAGUGGCCCUGGUGAUGGCCCCUGAAGCUUUGAACCAGCUCAGCCUGGAUCUGUUCUAUCACCCCCGUGCCCUUCCCUCUGGUGGUUUGGCUCCUACUCCUUGGUAGCCCCAUUCCCCAGCCCCUCACAAUACGGUUUUUACUUCUGUGGAUUUAAUAAAAACUUCACAAGUU
Molossus molossus (Pallas's mastiff bat) is the source of this 2680-nucleotide messenger RNA. RefSeq names its product tripartite motif containing 28 (gene TRIM28). Gene Ontology annotation, biological process: protein sumoylation; positive regulation of DNA-templated transcription; negative regulation of DNA-templated transcription. Gene Ontology annotation, molecular function: zinc ion binding; ubiquitin-protein transferase activity; protein binding. The record is from RefSeq and is a predicted model, not a curated record. The transcript is spliced from 17 exons. Bases 1 to 2532 code for a protein of 843 amino acids. Lineage: Eukaryota; Metazoa; Chordata; Mammalia; Chiroptera; Molossidae. Gene Ontology annotation, cellular component: RNA polymerase II transcription regulator complex; chromatin; nucleoplasm.